Molecule: messenger RNA, 1722 nt
Organism: Salvia hispanica
Lineage: Eukaryota; Viridiplantae; Streptophyta; Magnoliopsida; Lamiales; Lamiaceae
Product: protein FAR1-RELATED SEQUENCE 5-like
Source: RefSeq, a predicted model, not a curated record
AUGCUGAAGAAGCUGAUUUCGUGCACAGUGGAGGGGAAGGUGAAGGAGAGCUUCGCGAUCGUGAAGAAAUCGGAGGAUCCACUGGGGAAUUUCAGGCGGUCAAUGGUGGAUAUGAUCGUGGAGAAGCAGAUGUUAGAGAAGAAGGAUUUGGAGCAGCUGUUGGAGGGCAGCAAGAGAUCGAACAAGGAAGACGAAGUGAAUGCACGAUCUGGUUUUACUAUUAAACGCAGGCGGCUUUCCAAGCGAUGUGGUUGUAAAGCAAGUAUAUCAUUCAAGUUCUUUUCCGAAGCAGGAAUACCAGGAUAUAUUAUUCAGGAGUUCAACGAGGUUCACUACCAUUAUAUGGUGGAGUCAGAGCAUCAGCAGUUUAUGACACUUAAUCGGAAGUUAGAUGACGUACAUCACAAAUUCAUUCUUGACUAUUCAAAGGCUAAUAUAGGCCCCACACUUACCUUUAAGGUAUUGAAGGAAAUUCUCGGUGGGUUUGAACUUGUCCGUUGCAAUGUCGGGGAUAUCAGGAACACUUCGCGAGACAUCAAAGCAUACGCAAACAGUUGUGACGUGCAGAUGGUGUUGGAUGACAUGGCGAAGAAGAAGGAACCGUCCGAUGCGUUCACAUAUCACUACGAAGUUAAUGCUGCUAACCAGUUGGUUGCCCUCUUUUGGUGCGAUGGUUUGAUAAAGAGGAACUGGCAUAUGUUUGGUGAUAUAGUGGCGUUUGACUCCACCUACAACACAAACAGGUAUUGCAUGAUCUUCACACCUUUCACGGGUAAGGACAAUCAUGGGAAAUCUGUAACAUUCGCUGCCGGAUUGGUGUGCAAUGAGAAAACAGGGGCCUUUGGCUGGUUGUUCAAACAUUUCGUCGAAUGCAUGGGUGUAGCACCCAAAAUGAUUGUAACCGAUCAAGACUUGGGCAUGAGAUCAGCUAUUCAAGAGGUUCUUGUAGGCACUCAACACCGAUGGUGUAUGUGGCAUAUAAUGCACAAGUUGGCUUCCAAGGUUCCAGGCAGGUUGCUUAGGGACGAAGAUUUCAAGAAGGAAUUCAAUGCCUGCGAUUGGUCGGACUUGCUUGAACCCGACGAAUUUGAAGAGGAGUGUAAUGGAGUGAUUGAGCAUUACGAGCUGGAAGACCGGAACGCUAGAACAAAACUGGACUACAACGAUGCUACUGCCGUGCCCAUACUGGCCACUAAGUUGGCAUUCGAGAAACAUGCUGCGACGAUUUACACAGACAGUAUGUUCAGGAAAAUACAAGAAGAAAUUGUUGAUGGUAAUGACAGAUGUCGUGUACUUGGUUUUUCAUCAACAGAUAUGGUUGACACCUACAAGCUUGGGGAUAGCCGACGCAAUUCGUAUUCUGUGAGACACGACAAGACUGACGAUUCAUACUCUUACGACUGCAAAUUGUUCGGUAGGCAAGGAUAUUUGUGCUGCCACAUUUUUUUUCUGUUCAGGAACAAUGAAGUGAAAAAAAUUCCAGAGAAGUACUACGACAGCCGAUGGAUGAAGACUCCCUUAAGCAAGGUUGUACAUGGACUGUUUGGUGUCACCGUAGAUACAAGGUCCACCGUUGACGAUAGGCAGACUGUUUCAAAUAAAGGGAUAUCGUUUUUCUACGGUUUUCUUCGACGGAUUGAGACGGACAUUGACGUGCUUCGUGCAUUCGUAGGUGGUUUGGAAGAACUUGGUAAUGAAUAUGUACAUUACUCCACAGAAUGA